AUGGCAUCUCAAAAAGGAUUGAUGGGUGGUGCAGGUAAUAUCAUCACCACAAAUGGCUCGGUACAAGUAGACAAUGGUAGAGGUGUGCAAUUGAUCCCCUCCAAUAUUGUACGACUUGACAAUGUUAACCUAAUUGUGGCUUUCGAAAAGGAUGCAAUUCUUAGCAAGUUUCUCUAUCACUCUCGAAAUCUUGCAUUGCCGUCUAAUAUUCUCUACGUCUCUGGCAAAGGCUUUCCGGACAAGGUAACCCAAAACCUUUCCCAUAUAGCUCAAGCUCAAGGUAUACCCCAGAUAGUGUUUGUGGAUCUGGAUGUUUAUGGAUUGAUGAUCUCUCAAUGUUACGCUGGUGCUGCCUACGCGGGUGUAGAGAUCAUAUCAUAUAAAAGAGGAUGGGUUGACACAAAUAAUCGAGAACGAAUGUUGGCGGCUAAUUUCAUGGCAAAUGUGAAAGACGAAAUAAAACGCCGCGAACUUCAACGAGGGUGGAUUGUCAACAAGAAGGCUGAACUCAAUUUGAUUGAUGGCAUUGACGGCUUGACAUACAUUACUCAAACUAUCGAACAGGCACUUCAAGUUGCCCGUGGGGGAACGGCUGCACACAAUCUCACGUGA
This is a messenger RNA of Diutina rugosa, 612 nucleotides long. RefSeq names its product Spo11p (gene SPO11). The transcript has a single exon. The coding region runs from base 1 to 612 and encodes 203 amino acids. Gene Ontology annotation, molecular function: DNA topoisomerase type II (double strand cut, ATP-hydrolyzing) activity; DNA binding. NCBI's taxonomy places the organism in Eukaryota, Fungi, Ascomycota, Pichiomycetes, Serinales, Debaryomycetaceae. The record is from RefSeq and is a predicted model, not a curated record. Gene Ontology annotation, biological process: reciprocal meiotic recombination; meiotic DNA double-strand break formation; meiotic DNA double-strand break processing. Gene Ontology annotation, cellular component: nuclear chromosome.